AUGAGCGGCAGGGUGCAGCUUGCCACGAUGAUUGAGGCGGCUGGGUUGAUCCCCAGCACGGCCAGCCUCGUUCAAUCCAUCGCCAAUGGCACAGCCACAGGGCUCGUCAACUUCCAAGGGAGGCACAUAGGAGAUCUUGGAUUGGAGGCUGUCAUCCUCGCACUCAAGCACAGGAAUUUCGUCGAGUGGCUCGAUCUCACGGAGAACGACAUUACGUCAGAGGGCGUGAGGGCACUCGUCACCGCCUUGACCAACAACCCCACGCUGCACACGCUCACGUUAACGAACAACACCCUGGACGAUGCCGCCGCAGAGAGCCUCGCCAACCUUGUGGAGACAAACACUGUCGUGAAUGCCAUAUCGGUGUAUGACAACCCCAACAUCAGCCGUGCUGGCAUUAACCGGCUCCGCGCUGCAGCAAACGCCCGUGACAACUUCACUCUUGGCGUGGAUGAUCCUGAUGAAACCACACACACCCGGCACGUUCUUCGUCGCCACAACCACAAUACCACGGGCAACACGCAGGCACACGACGACGACGACGACGACGAUGACGACGCUGACGAGGAUGUUCUACACGAAGCACAAACACCGAUGUCAAGCAGGGUCUCACGCACGUCCAUGUCAUCACUGCGAACGCCUGAUGCUUCCGGCGGUGCACCAGCUUUCACACUACCUCGCCACCGUCAGCCGCCACCACAACAUCAACAGCACCAGCACCAGCAGCAACAGGCAACAGCAGACCCAACCGUCGUGAACCAACUAUUGGACCAGCAGCACAGAAUGCAGGAGCUCUUGGACGAGCGAGACGCGACCAUCGCCACGAUGAGGGUGCAAUUGGAGGAGCAGGAAGCAGCACAAACGCAAGCAGCAGCGGCCCUUAUCAGCGAAAAGGAGCAGCUUCAAGCGACAAUCGCAGAGCUCACACAGACGAAUGAGCAACGAGCAGAGGAGUGCGACCAAGCCAACGAGAGAAAGGCUGAACUCGCCCAGAGGCUGCAGACUGCCAUCGAUGAAUUGGAAUCGCUGAGGAGUGCACACGCCGACAGCGAGCAGCAGCAAACUGAUCUGACGGAGCGCAUCAAGGCAAUGAAGGAAGAGAUGGAGGACUUGCAGCAAGCAAAGGACGACGUGGAACAGAGCAAGGCAGACCUGGAGACCAGACUCGCAACGCAACUUGAGACCCUCAAAACUCAGCACGAGCAGAAGGUGAAGGACCUCGGUGAAGCAAAUGAAGCGUUACAGACGCAAAGGAACACGCUGCAACAACAAAACGAAAGCAAUGCGCAGGCGCUGCGAGAUGCCCGCGCAGAGAUUGAGCGGCUUCAACAGGCCUUGCAGGAGCCAACGACCAGCGAUUCAGAGGACGCAGGCGCCACAUCAGCGAAACCGCCACCAGGGCCAGACACACCAACUUCGCUGCAAGAAGCCGAAGCAAAGCUUGAGGGCAUGCUGAACCUGAACAUGGACCUCGCUCGCUUCACCACGAGGGAGCGCGUGGUGGAUGACAAGGGCGACUUCACCAAGGGUGGCUACGGCAAACUGUACCGCUGCACCAUCGCAGGCCACGACGUCGCACUGAAGGAGAUUGACGUGCGGUCGCGCCCUCGUUUGCUUGAGAUUCUCUCGGAAAAGUCAAACACGCAAGCCCAUGCAAAUGACAAGCGGGUCCGACGAGAGGUGGCCAUUCUGAUGACCCUCAGGCACCCCAACAUUGUUUCGUUCUAUGGUAUAUGCUACGACGCCGAGCGGAAAACGCUCUCCUUUGUUCUGAGCUGGGCAGACAACGGCUCCCUGUUCGACUUCAUGCACCUUCACAAGCGCCAGAUCAGCCACGUCGAUAAGCUGCGCAUCUUGAGCGAGGUUGCCGGCGCCAUGGAGUUCCUGCAUGCCCACGACGUGGUGCACCGCGACCUCAAGUCUGCCAACGUGCUGCUGGACGCUGUGCUCUCCGCCAAGGUGACGGAUUUUGGGCUGAGCACGUUCAAGAACACGGAGACAUCUUCGCUGUCCCGAGUGGCUGGAACGCCACUUUGGGCGUCGCCCGAGCAGGUGCUGGAGGAGAAGUUGCGCGCGGACACGGACGCGUUUUCCUUCGGCUGCCUGGCGUGGGAGGUGUGGUUUGCUGUCAAGCCAUGGCACCAUGGCAAGUAUGAAAAGGACGGCAUAUCGCUGCUGCAACUUGCCCUCAAGUACGAGAAGCACGAGUACCUGCCGCUCGAGAAGGUGAUCAACGGACAGGAGAUGCCGGUUCACCUGCGAGCGCUCCUUCGUGGCUGCUUCACCACGAGUGGUAGCCGCCUCAGCUUUGCUCUGCUUCACGCAGCAUUUAGGGGACAGUACGCCGCUGCCCGUGAGCAGCGUCAGCUGAACGAGGCACGACAGCAGGAGUUGUUGCAAGGGCCACCCGAUGCUGUGUGGAAGUUCGACCCUGAAAUCCUCGCAACACUGAAGGAGAAGAAGCAUGCGUUGUCAACCCGUGACACGGUGUACGUCGUGCCGCUUGAUCUUGGGAACCAGGAUGAGGCCAGCCUUGUCAAGACGCUCCUUCGUCAGGCUGGUGGCCGCACCGCUCGGCAGCCAGACCUUCUUGGGCCAUUUGGUCGCAAGGUCGCGGCUGCUGUUAUUACAUGGUGUGAUCAGAAGCUUGCAGCGUUCAAUGGCGCCAUGCAUCGCAACAAGACGCGCUUUCGCGGCCACCUCACCAGCACCAGCCACCCAUUUGCACCCAAGUAUGAGGUUGAUGAUACUGGCGCUGCCACCAACGCUGAGGAGAAGGCAGUUCUUGAUCGUGUCACCACGAAGACCGGCCACUACAGGCUGUUGGAUGCGUCCCUCAUGAAACAAGAUCCACCGCUUCGCGUCCAGCGUGUUUUUCAUGGCGUCAACAGCUUCGAUGCUGUCGUUGGCAUCUUGGGUGGUGACUUUGCUCCGCUUCAGAAGACGGACAUUGGCUGGUUUGGCGCAGGCCCCUAUUUCACACCAGACCUUGAUUACGCGCUUGAAUAUGCACAUGACUGCGAUGGCGCCGACGUGCCAGCCGAUCUUCGUUUCCUCCAGCUGACACCAGGCGAAGUGUACCGCAUCGUCCUCGUGUGCGACGUGACGUACGGAAACCCUUACCCAGUGACCAAAAACAGCUUGCACCCAAUGGUGCAAUCGACAGCAGAGGACAAGCUUCCGACAGAGAGGUGGCAGACAUUUGCUGGCCUGCCGCUGGUUGCUGGGCACGACGCACACAUCGCAGUGACUGCCUUUGACUCGAAAAGCGUCGAUUACGUCCCCCCAUUUGACACUCAUGCUGAUUGGUCCCAGCCUGGCGAGAAGCCAGUGGCCGAACUUGUGAUCAGUGACACGUCUUGUGCGCUUGUUCGUGCGGUGUGUGUAUUUCAAGGUUGAAAGUGUG
Molecule: messenger RNA, 3406 nt
Organism: Salpingoeca rosetta
Lineage: Eukaryota; Choanoflagellata; Craspedida; Salpingoecidae
Product: serine/threonine protein kinase
Exons: 15
Coding region: 1-3399 (1132 amino acids)
Biological process (GO): protein phosphorylation
Molecular function (GO): ATP binding; protein kinase activity; protein binding
Source: RefSeq, a predicted model, not a curated record